This is a messenger RNA of Trametes versicolor FP-101664 SS1, 543 nucleotides long. RefSeq lists its product as uncharacterized. The transcript has 3 exons. Lineage: Eukaryota; Fungi; Basidiomycota; Agaricomycetes; Polyporales; Polyporaceae. The record is from RefSeq and is a predicted model, not a curated record. Bases 1 to 543 code for a protein of 180 amino acids.
AUGUCUGACGACUUCCCGGAAUGCGACUUCUUCUGCCUCCGCGCCGGCCGCGUCUCCGUCUUCCCCAGCAACUGCGGCACCACGGACCUCUUCGAGUCCAUCGCACGCGACUGCUCGUGCGCGGAGUCGCCCGUCGCCAAGGGCGCGACGUGCCUGCAGCGCUUCUGCGCCCCGGCGGACUUUGCGGCGCUCGAGGCCGCGGAGGAGGCGCGCUGCCCCGGGUUAGUUCCUGGGGGGGCGGCCGCUGGGGGACUUUCGCGGCGCGCUUUGCCGUCUCCAAGCGGGGAGAGCGGGGCUGUGUUAGGGAACUUGACGAGCGCUGCGGUGCACGUCCAGGGCGGGUGUGGAGGUGGCGUCGCGUCGCCGGUCGUGUUCGUGCCCCUUGCGCUCGUGGUGUUCGCGGUCGUGGCUGCUGUUGGGGCGUAUAGGCGGCGUCGUUGUGCGGAGGCGAGGAUCAGUCUUGGGAGCGAGCGCGAGGACGCGGAGGAUGUGGAGGAUGUGAGGGUUAAAGUGGGGGAGAAGGGGCGGUCUGGGGUUGCUUGA